GUCAGCGAAAUGAAGUUGACAAAGUUGGUCUUGUUGGUAGGGUACGUUCUCUCCGCCCAACAUGUUGAAGUGAAUAGUUAUGACUUGGUUGAAUUGUAUAAAAUUAGUGAACAUCGUGAUAACUCAAGUGACCUAAAAGAGCCCUCCUAUCGCCGAAAACGAGAUGUACCUGUUGCUCUACCAGUUGAGGGACAAACAAGUUUAGUGUUCAUUUUUGAUGAUACUGGAUCCAUGGGUAAUGAUUUGGCGCAACUUCGAAAAGGUGCUAAAAAGAUUACGAAUGAGUUCGCGAACCGCAAGAACAAUCCAAUAUACAACUAUAUUUUAGUAUGUUUUAAUGAUCCAUAUAUUCAUUCUGUCACUGUAGUGUACAAGGCAAGCAAAAUGCUAGAAGCAUUGGAUAAAGUCACGAUAAUGGGCGGUGGAGACUGCCCCGAAUUGGCAAUGAAAGGCAUCAUUAUUGGUAUGGUAAACGCUUUGCCCAGAUCCCACAUUUUCGUAUUUUCGGACGCCUCUGCUAAAGAUCAUGCUCGGCUGCCUAUUGCAUUAAAAUUUGCACAGAAGAAACAGCUAACGGUUAACUUGCUGAUCACAGGGCAUGACUGUGUACCUAUAGAAACAUAUGAGGCCUACACUGAGUUAGCAAGACAAACGCAUGGUCAGGUGUACAAUAUGGAGAAAACAAAUGUGGAGGAAGUAGUAGAAAGCAUUGCAGAAGUCUUAGAUACGGACAUGGUACCGCUUGAAUCAAUUUACUCAGAAGCAGGAGGAACGCACGAUUUUGAUGUAUUUGUGGAUUCUGCGAUGAAAAAAAUCUCUGCAACAGUAUCAGGAGAUGACCCCAAAAUCGACGUUUAUGAUCCACGUAAAGAACUGAGCAAAGACGUGAAAAGUGUGUUGGACUUAGACAAAGUUAAGAUGGUCAAAGUGGACGAUCCGGAACCUGGAAAAUGGGGAAUUACCACAUCAUCUACUUCACCUCAUUCGAUAAAAAUUUCAGGAACGAGUGACAUUCUUGUCCGCUACGGGUUUUCGUUUAUUGUUCCUGAACAAUUUUCAGAUACAGACCCCAGGCCUAUAAAAGAUAUCACAAAUUAUCUAUCCGUAUUUGUAUGGAAGAAUAAGAGAAACCACACUUUCACCCAUGCUGAACUCGUCAUUGUCACUCGGAAAUCGGAAAAGUCCUAUGCGAAUCAUACCUUGCGAGUUUUGGAUCCUUCAAAUUGUGAUCCAGAUUUAUGCAUUCAUGUGACUACUCCCUUUUUACUGCCGUUGAGCACUUUCAAAAUUUACGUUAGAGGUUUCGACUCAGAUGGGAAUGCGGUAAAAUAUUUGGUAUCGACAAAUAUCAACGCGGUGGAAGGUGAAGAUAAACCAAAAGUUAACGUAACAGAGAAGGAAGUGAGAGUGAAAGAGGACGAUGACGUACAGUUCAUUUGUAAGGUGUCAUCUGUGAAAAGAGCAGAAAUCACUUGGAUUUUCGAAGCGGAGCCCGUGGAAGAUAGUCCAAGAAGGCGUGUUAACUUCAAGAAAAACGAUACCGUUCAUCUGGACUUUUAUGGGGUAACGUUGGAUGAUAUAGGAAACUAUUUUUGUCAAGCUAAAAAUCCAUAUGGGCAAGAUCAUGAAAAAGUAUCACUUUUUGUCGAACCAAUACCCUGGCAAAUUGAGAUGGCGCAGACGGAUAUGCAGGCUACAGAGCACGAAGCAAACUUCGAAAUCAAAUGUACGAUCACUCCAGAAAAACGCCUAAUUCCCGUGCAGUGGCUAUUCAAUGGGGAACAUCUAUCAGACUCUGCUCAUUUCACGGUUGCAGGGCGAACUCUUAAACUCCAUGGAGUGAAUCGAAAACACGAUGGAACUUACACCUGCAUCGGAACUCAUAAUGGAAUCUCUCUGAAUUCAACAGGAUAUUUGAAAGUUCUUUAUCAGCCAGAAAUAUUUGGGCCGUUGUUAGAAAAGUAUAUUGUGAAAUACGAGGACAGAGUGAUGUUGGAUUGUACCGCCGAAGGGAAUCCCAAGCCGAUUAUAAAGUGGACACGGGAAAGUGGAGAGACAUCAAGUAAUAUUAUUGAGAAAUUCACACCAAGUCAUUAUGGAGCCCAUAUAUGCGAAGCAUCUAAUGGGGUUGGUAAACCAGCGAAGAAGUAUGUGAUUCUGGAAACGCAAUAUGGGCUAAAACCGAAAGUUCUAAUGGAUAUGGAUGAGGUUUCUGUAACUGAAGAAGAACGGGUUGAACUCACUUGUGAAGUGGUUUCAGCGAAACCCGUUAAAGUUAGCUGGAAGUUCAAUGAUGAAGUUAUAACGCCCAAAGAUGAGAGCCGGCAGAUAACCAGUGCAGGAGAUAUGCACAUUUUGAUGAUCCCUAAGGCAGAACUGGAGCAUGCUGGUGACUACACUUGCGUAGCAGAAAACUUUAACGGUACAGACGACGGGAAUGUCUUCCUGCAAGUGGAAGCGUUAUCACUUGACAUCAAAAUGGUAGAGCCUGACAUGGAAGUGUUGGAAGAUGCAAGUUACGAAAUAGAAUGCAUUGUCUCUCCGACGAAGCGGCGACUUAACUUGAAAUGGAUGUUCGGCGACAAAGUUUUGCACAAUUCAAGUGAAUUCCAGAUCGCUAAGCACAAACUUCUCAUAAAACGGGUUAGCAGAACUCAUACUGGCUACUUCACAUGUACUGGUGAAUUUUACGGAAAGACGAAAAGGUCAGUUGGAUACUUAAAUGUUUUGUUCAAGCCUGAGAUUAUUGGACCAGAUAAUGAAAAACAUGUCGUCGAGUUCGGAGCAAAAAUCGACUUGAAUUGCACUGCGAUUGGCAAUCCAAAACCAAAAAUAACCUGGUUUAGAGAGGAUGGAUCAAAUGCUAGUGCAACUAUUGAAAAAUUCAAUCCUAGUCAUUACGGGAAUUAUAGGUGCGAAGCCUCCAACGAAGUCGGCGCCCCCGCACUAAAAUUUGCUUUUCUUGAUAGCAAAGCUGCAAAGAAACCUGAAUUAAUCUAUUCCGACUACUAUCAUGAAGUCAGAACUGGGCAAAACCUUACUCUAAAAUGCGGAUGUGAACAAUGUGGUCCAAUUUUUUAUAAAUCGUGGUCGCGUGUAGCAACAGAUAAUCAAACCGAAAUAACAGGUGUCGAGGGGGUUUUGGAAAAGGAUACCAAAAACUACAAUUUCGACCUUAAAUUAGUGAAUACAAAGUCUUCAGACGCUAGCAGAUACAUGUGCACAAUUGCAAACGAAUAUGGUAUCGUCCGCGAGACGAUGCGGGUAGAGGUUCUCGAGGAACCAACUAUAAUCGAAAUACUUCCGCAUGGUGCAGAAAGCGUUACUGAUAGCUUAGUGACUGUGAAACGAGGGAGAGAGGUUAUGCUGACCUGUAAGGUGCUGGGCAGCCCGACUCCGUUAGUGCGUUGGUACAAGAAUGGAAAGAUAAUGCCACCUCCAUAUGUUGGUUAUUUCAUGGAAAAUACAAUCAAAUUCGAACCGGCAAACGAGUACGACAUUGGCGAAUACACCUGCAAGGCUAUCAACAAGCUGGGCUCUGAUUUUAGGACCAUAAGCCUCAAUGUCAUACCUUCUACUCUGGCAAUGAAGACAAUAAUGGUUACCGACGAAGGGCAGACUAUCAGUUUGACCUGCGAAAGCCGCAAGUUAGUUUUUAAUGAUAAGCCCUUAGACUUAGCCGACAGCCGUUUCAACUUCGUCAAGAAUAAUUUGGUUUUCGUAGCGGCAUACCAGGACAACGGGAUUUAUAAAUGUAUAACAUACAAUGGGAGUAUCGAGAUGGAAAUCGAAACUGUCCUUAUAGUCCAAGUUGCUCCCCUGAUUUUUCCAAGUGAAGACGAUCACGUUCGUAUCCGCAAGAACGGAGAAGCAGUACUAAAAUGUGGAACUCGUGGAAAUCCUCUGCCUAAAUUAUAUUGGACUGUGAACCGUGAAAGAAUAAAAAACUCCAGCAAUUUCGAGCUCUUGAAAGGUGGCGACUUAUUGAUCAAGAAUGCACAAUUCGGAAACAGCGGGUACUACAUCUGUCGUGCUUCCAACAAAGUUGGACAUGCUGAACGAGGAGUUACUGUGACUGUAACUGCACCGCCAAAAGUUAUUUCCAAAUUCAUCACAAAUAUCCACGUGGAGGCAGGAGGUCGGGAUUCGCCAAUAAUCUGUACUGCAAAUGGGAAACCCAAGCCGAUGGUCACUUGGUACAAAGAUGGCACAGUUCAUGUAUCAGGUCGAAUCGGAGAGAAUUUUUUGAAUGUGGGACCAUACAUGUUCUCUGGCAAUUACACUUGUAUGGCGAAAAACGUUGAAGGAGAAGAUAGCAGGUCGAUUCAAAUAACAUCUCAAGGACCGCCUCGUAUCAGCUCAGGACGUCAACUGACCAAGCAUCAUUUUGAAGAAUACUCAGAUAUUAGCCUACUUUGCCCAUACUCCUAUGCAACUGAUGUGUCUUGGAUUAAGGACGGCAGAGAAAUUGGUGGGGGUGCAUACGGAUUUGAAAGUUACACUAAGGGAUUUGCCAGACCCGAGGAUAGUGGCACUUACACUUGCAUAGCUCGGAAUAAAUUUGGGGAGAGAAAUUUCACGCAAAAGGUCACAGUUUUUCCAUCGAAUAAUCCCCGUGGGGAUGGUGGCUUAUACGAUGAUGUAAAGCAGGGUUUCGUCGCACACAAUUUGAGGUUAGAUUGCGUUUCUGCAAGCGGUUUUUAUCCACGGACUGAAUGGGUAAGAAAUGGACGAAUAAUUUCAACGAAGGAUGAACUUUCUCUAGAAAAUUUAAAACUCAAUGACACCGGCAAAUACGAAUGUAGGCAGGAGGACGAUCGUGGCUUAGUAACUCGCAUAUUUUAUGUGAUUGUCUUAGGUCCACCGGAAGUACAAAUGCCUAUGACCAACUGGCUGGCCAUAAAGGAGGGUGAAGUGUUAGAGUUAGAAUGUUUAGUCCACGGCAUCCCCGCCCCAAAGAUAACGUGGCAACAAAACAACAAAACCAUCGCCUGGACAAGCACGAUUUUUGUAGUAUCGAAUACCAGCACAGAAAUGGCGGGAGAGUACAAAUGCUCUGCUUCUAAUGGGUAUGGGACGGUUGACAUUUUACACCAUGUCGAAAUUCUACGGAAGCCCAAAUUAAAAGUCCCGAUUAGAAACCUGAAAAUCCGCCCAAAAGACGACAUAUCGCUGACUUGCAAAGCAGAAGGAAAUCCGCUGCCAAUAGUCAUCUGGACAUUCAAGGGCACAAAACUGCUGAGUUCAGAUGUUAAAUUAGAAACUCCCAGCGCAGCCAAUCGGUCCAUGGAACUGAAUGGGAAAAGUGUUGUGCCAACCCCAGCUAACGCAGACUUUAUUAGUGGGAAACUAACAUACAACAAGGAGGAGGCAAUAUUAACCAUUCAACUGCAGGACAAACGGAAGGACGCCGGAACUUUUAUUUGUCACGCCAUAAAUUCAGUUGGAUCUGAACAAGUUGCAGUCACAGUUGAAAUAAUCGAACCUCCAACGCAAUUAAAGGCUGAUGCGCUCUCCGAAAUCACAAUUGUAGCCGGGCUACCUCUCUUCCUACCAUGUCCGUGGAAUGCAGACCCAGAAACAACAGUAAAAUGGAUGAAGAACUCGGUUCCCUUUCAUAAAGGAGUAUCUCAUGAUCAGGGAAUAUUAUCGAUAGGAGUGACAACCGUAGCAGAUAGUGGACGCUAUUCGUGCUCAGCUACAAAUAUUGGCGGGGAAGCUACAAAAACAUUCGAUGUUAAAAUUAAAGGUCCACCUUUCUAUGAUAUUGACCCAACUAAUUGCGAUAUUAUUCUAAAAUGUCCUCCUAUUGUGGAUAAGGCCGAUCAUAUUAUUUGGGAGGAACUACUUCUCGAAGAUAAAGAAAAUAUCACCAAUUCUAUUCCUGAAAGCUCAACGGAAUUGACUAUCAAUCAUGACCUUCCCACUUCUGUUUACAUCUGCUACCACGAAAAUUCCGGAAAGAAAUCCAAAAAACUUGAAGUACAACUUCUCCAAACACUCCCUGUAGAAUAUUAUGAGGUAAAAAGGGUGGUCAACGUCGGAGCAGCGAUAAGUAUAUAUUGUCCUUUGAUAUUAGAAAAUCUAAAAACGCGUGUUUACUGGUUCAAGAGUGGCUUUCGCAUCAUGAAUGUUGCAGGACAGUCCUUCUCGAAAAACGGAGAUGUUCUUUAUAUUGACAGUGUAGGCAGCGAAAAUGAAGGUAUUUACAAGUGUCGAACUGGACCAGGGAAAAUGGAGCGAGGAGUUGCGCUACGAACGAAAAGAGCUAGACCUGCUUGGUCCAACUGGGGCACCUGGACACCCUGUACUAAAAGUUGCGGAAAAGGAAUGACAACUAGAGCGAGAAAAUGCAUUACUCCACAUGGGGAAUACAUGGAAAGCGAUGGUAGUUUCUGCGCAGGGGAGGCGACUGAAAUGGAACCUUGCAACGAUUUUGACUGUCCGGUAAAUGGUGGUUGGAGUAAUUGGUCGGAAGGGUCGCGCUGUCCAGUAAAAUGUUGGAGGUCUACACUGGAACCAAAGCCAAUGGGACAGAAAUUGAGAACUUGUAAUUCACCCCCACCAUCCAUGGGCGGACAAUUAUGUUUAGGUGCAGCAAAAGACGAAACUGAGUGCUUUGCUAAACGGUGUCCCAUCGACGGCGGAUGGUCCCCGUGGAGUAGCUGGAGUGCUUGCUCAAAGUCUUGCGGCUCAGGAACCAGAACACGAAAACGAACAUGUGAUAACCCUCCUCCCCAAUUCGGAGGAAGACUAUGCAGAGGUAAAAAUGGGCAACGUCAAAAAUGUACAGGUCGACAUUGCCGAGAUAUGUUGUAUGUAGGUUAAUGGUAAAUAAAUACUCCGAGAACUUCAAGCAGCACUGUGGUAUCUCGAGGACGAUCAACAAAAACUUAGCUCUGAUAUGAAAAUGUUUGCAUAAAAUAAUAAGAAUUUCUAGUAUUUGAAUAGAUUAUAUGUACAAGUUAAC
Molecule: messenger RNA, 6970 nt
Organism: Hermetia illucens (black soldier fly)
Lineage: Eukaryota; Metazoa; Arthropoda; Insecta; Diptera; Stratiomyidae
Product: hemicentin-1-like
Exons: 37
Coding region: 10-6828 (2272 amino acids)
Biological process (GO): axon guidance; homophilic cell-cell adhesion; dendrite self-avoidance
Cellular component (GO): axon; plasma membrane
Molecular function (GO): cell-cell adhesion mediator activity
Source: RefSeq, a predicted model, not a curated record